Molecule: messenger RNA, 3339 nt
Organism: Vigna radiata var. radiata (mung bean)
Lineage: Eukaryota; Viridiplantae; Streptophyta; Magnoliopsida; Fabales; Fabaceae
Product: putative disease resistance RPP13-like protein 3
Exons: 2
Coding region: 324-3068 (914 amino acids)
Biological process (GO): defense response to other organism
Molecular function (GO): ADP binding
Source: RefSeq, a predicted model, not a curated record
CAGUACUGUCAUAAAUAUAAAUAUUCUAAGAGAAAAUGAAGGUGCAAUGCACAUAGCAGGAAGGUGCCAAGCUACUCACUGGAAAGGUUCAAUUUCAAAGUAGCCAUUAUUGACGCUCAAGCCAGAAGCUCUGAACCCAAGUCUUUAUAAAUUCUUCAUUGCAGACACUUUUCAUUUCAUACUAUAUAUUUGGAUAUAUAUAUAUAUUCUUUUCUAAGCGAUUGCAAGCUACACUCUAUUGCUUUUUCUCUGGUGCCUUAAGUCCCUCUUACUCUUCUUCCAUCACCAACCACAUAUUGAAAUCUACACACACCUCCGUUGUAAUGGAAGAGAGCGUAGUUACCUUUGUUUUAGACCAUUUAGCUGAGCUUGUGGCACGCGAAGUUAACUUGCUGUAUGGCGUGGAGGAUAGAGUCCAGUCCCUCCAGUACGAACUUCAAAUGAUCAAAGAGCUUCUCAAUACCACAAAGAGAAAGAAGGGAAUGGAACAUGUUGUACUGAACCAAAUCAGAGAUGUGGCCCAUUUGGCUGAGGAUGUCAUCGACACAUUCGUAGCCAAAGUUUCCAUUUACAAGAGAAGAACCAUUCUCGGGAGGAUGCUCCGUGCCUUUGGCCAAGCAAGGUUGCUCCACCACGUAGCCCACAAAAUAGACAAGCUCAAAACCACUCUCAACGAGAUACACAACAACAAGGACAAAUAUGAUGCUUUCAAAGAAACCACUAAUCAAUCCGCAGCAGAAGAGAAGGAGGAGAACGAAAGGUUGCAAUCGCAGCUAAAGAAACUGAGAAGAAAUGUGGAGGAGGAAGAUGUGGUUGGCUUUGAUCAGGAUUCCAAGGAUAUCAUCAAGCGACUCCUGGAAGGUGGUUCAAAUCGUAAAGCAGUCUCUAUCAUUGGCAUGGGGGGAUUGGGGAAGACCACCCUUGCCCGAAAGGUCUAUAACAACAACCAGGUGAAACAACGCUUCAUGUGUCGCGCGUGGGUUUAUGUUUCAAACGAGUGCAGAGUUAAGGAGCUUUUGGUCAACCUUCUUAAGCAUUUGAUGCCAAAUUUUAAACAACAAAGCAAAGGUAAGAAAAGUGACGGAGACAUUAACAGCCUGAGUGAGGAGGAGCUGAAGGAACUGGUGCGGAGCUGCUUGGAGAGGAAAAGAUAUCUUGUGAUAGUAGAUGAUUUGUGGAAAAGGCAAGAUUGGGACGAGGUGCAAGACGCUUUUCCGGAUAACAACACAGGCAGCAGAAUAUUGAUCACUAGUCGUUUGAAAGAAGUGGCCUUGCAUGCUGGUCAUGAUGUUCCUCACUAUCUUCAAUUCCUAAAUGAUGAAGAAAGUUGGGAGUUGUUUCGAAGGAAAGUGUUUAGGGGUGAAGACUAUCCUUUUGAUUUGGAGCCUUUGGGAAAACAGAUGGUUCAAAGUUGUCGUGGUUUGCCACUUUCCAUCAUUGUCUUAGCAGGGCUGCUAGCCAACAAGGAAAAGUCACAUAGAGAAUGGUGUAAAGUGGUGGGUCAUGUUAAUUGGUAUCUUACCCAAGAUGAGACCCAAGUGAAGGAUAUAGUUCUCAAACUCAGCUAUGACAACUUGCCAAGGAGAUUACAACCAUGUUUUCUCUAUCUUGGGUUAUUUCCUGAAGACUUUGAAAUUCCUGUUACGCCAUUAUUACAAAAAUGGGUUGCAGAGGGUUUUAUACAACAUACAGGAAAUAGAGACCCAUAUGAUGUUGCGGAAGACUACUUGUACGAGCUCAUUGAUCGCAGUUUGAUUCAAAUAGCAAGAUUGAAGACUAAUGCAGGUGUAAAGACAUGUCGGGUUCAUGAUCUUCUUCGAGAUCUUUGUAUAUCAGAGAGCAAAGAGGACAAAGUUUUUGAAGUUUGCACAGACAAUAACAUUCUAGUCCCGACAAAACCUCGUAGACUGUCCAUUCACGAUUACCGUGUUCAUAGGAGGGAGCGAAAAUGGCUUUUGAAAGACUUCAAACUCGUUCGAGUGUUAGAGCUCGCACCAAUGAGUUGUAAAAAGAUCCCUUCUAACAUCGGGAACUUCAUGCAUUUAAAGUACUUGAGAAUAGACUCACAAUAUAUCACAUUUGUUCCAGAUUCAAUACUUCACCUUUGGUCUCUACAAACCAUAGACCUUGGUCCUUGGAGCCAGAACACUCCAACUUCUUUUCCUGUUCAAGUGUGGAAACUCAAACAUUUAAGACAUUUGAGUACACGGGGGCCUAUUAAGUUGCGAGGCAGUUGUUUAGGAUCAAGUGAGAAGAUGUACAAUUUACAAACCAUCUCUCCCCUUGUACUCAAUAAACAAGCAACAUAUCUGAUAGAGAAAGGAACAUUCCCCAAUAUUAAGAGCAUAGGGUUGAGCGUGGUUUUUGGGAAAGGUCAAUUAUCUAAAUUGUUGCAGAGCGUACAACUUUUAAGGUAUUUGAAUGAGUUCGUGAUCGUCCUCCCAUAUAGAUAUGACACAAUCGUAACACUCCACGAGGGUGUGGAAAGGAAGAAUGGUUGUAAGCCACAAGAACUAUUUGAAAGUCUAGGGCAAUUUAAUUGUCUAACUGUCUUAGAGAUUAAUAACGUUAUAGACCUUCUAACUUGUGCAAUCACACUUCCUUCAAACGUUACAGAGUUAAAAUUGAAAGGAAUUAGCUGCAUUAGUGACGAGGGGAUGAAGUGUUUGGGAAAUCACGCCAAACUCAAAAUUUUGAGGCUUUUUGGAUUUAUGCUUUUUUCGACUCAGGAUUCCUAUGACCUUACUUGUGUUGGAGGCAGCUUCCCACAACUAGAAGUAUUUCAAAUGGAAAGUUUGAAAAUUGAAAAGUGGAAUUUAGGCAAUGGUGCAAUGCCAAGACUUCAAAGUCUGGUGAUCAGCUUUUGUGGAAGGUUAGAUGAUCUCCCAAAUGAACUCUGGUCAUUGAGUGACUUGAAAAAAGUACAUGUAACGAAACCCUCGGAACAAAUGAUUCGCAUCUUACAAAAUUUGGAAAUCAACAAUGCAGUUCAACUCGUUAUAGAAGAUCUUCCAUCUUGGAUGGAUGAGAGUGAUUGGAAAUUUUUCGAGUAUUUGAUGCAAGGCUAAUGACCCUUAGUUUGAAGGGGCUUAGGUCUUCGGUUAAGUGGAAGCAGUGAGUGAGAAACUGACACAUGUAAUAAUAGUAAAUGUCAAUGUUUGAUGUGGCAUUAAUGUUUUCAUGUUUCAUUGGACCCGUAGAAGAGGUAGAUGUAUACAGAGUCAAAUAUGUGGUAAAUACAUUUUAUGUGGUAAAUACAGAGUCAAAUAUGAGGUAGAAAAGGUUUCAUUACUCAGUUUCUCUUUUCGUUCAAAAUUAUUAAGUUGGUCCUUCAGUGUU